Molecule: messenger RNA, 528 nt
Organism: Cryptomeria japonica (Japanese cedar)
Lineage: Eukaryota; Viridiplantae; Streptophyta; Pinopsida; Cupressales; Cupressaceae
Exons: 1
Coding region: 1-528 (175 amino acids)
Molecular function (GO): acyltransferase activity, transferring groups other than amino-acyl groups
Source: RefSeq, a predicted model, not a curated record
AUGGGUGAGAGGCUAAUGCAAGUGCAACUGAGGAGCUUCUGUCUGGCUGACGUGGAUGAUUUCUAUGAAUGGGCAAGUGAUGAAGAGGUUACACGCUUUAUGACUUGGGAGCCCUUCAAAUCUAAGCAACAGGAAAGAGAGUAUGUUGCAAACGUGGUGAUUCCUCACCCUUGGUUUAAGGCCAUUUGUAUCCAAGGAAGUAAUAAGGCCAUUGGCCAUAUUAUGCUUAAACAAGGAAGUGGAAUGAACAGUUGCAGAGCAGAGAUGGGGUAUGCCAUCUCUAGGGAGUACUGGAAAAUGGGUGUCACCACUCAAGCUGUCAUCACUGCACUCAAAAUUGGCUCGAAGGAAUUGCAAGGAAUAACGAGGAUGGAAGCUCUGGUUCUCCCAGAGAAUGUUGCCUCGGCAAGAGUGCUGGAGAAGGCAGGGUUUAUCAAGGAGGGUCUGCUACGUAACUAUGUUUAUCUGAAAGGAAGCCUCAGGGACCGUUUACUCUUUAGCUUUGUCGUCGCCUCACUUAACCACUGA